UGCGUCGCCGCUCAAAUGCUUUCUCACCAAGGAUCAACCGCCUACCUGGACCCUCCCCACUUCAACUCCAGCUGCUCCUGUCACUUUGGCAGCCGCUGAUUCUAUCUAUAACAAACCUUCCAACCCAGAUACAUUGCAUUACUCCUUCACCCGGCUGGUCCCGAAUUCCCUCCACUACGGCGACAAUUGGCGAACCUCCGAAGCGAUUCAUCUUACAGCCGACGACCUGCACACGAACACGUUGUCAAUUUCAGCGCCGAUAAAGACGUAAAAAAAAAGAAGGCCAAGACCCCGGUCGAAUCCCAACUGAAGAAAGCGGGGGAGCGAACCUGAAAGAGCAAGACACAGCCUCCAAAGGCGAAGCUGCUGUCAUCUGCUUGCACCCACAAGUCGCCGCCCGCAGCAGUCCCGCCGACGCGUCACCAGCCCGCUCCGCAUCAUUGAUUCUGCAAACCGACGCCGCCAUAGACUUCGACGGAGGUCCACGAAGUCCGGCCCUCCCGUUAGUGUCUACAAUACGUCACUGACCAAACACUGCAAAAAGUGUCACGACUGGAGCCAUCCUCCCCCCGCACGUCGCAAAGAUGAGCAACUCACGGAUAGACUCAGGCUUGCCGGCCCAACCAAAUUUACGAGUUACAAUUAUCGCCGCCGACGGGCUGUACAAACGAGAUGUAUUCAGGUUUCCCGAUCCAUUCGCCGUGGCUACCAUCAACGGCGAGCAGACCAAGACUACAUCAGUGUCAAAGAGGACGCUUAACCCCUACUGGAAUGAAAGUUUCGAUUUUCGAGUGAACGAGGACAGUAUAUUGGCGGUGCAAGUGUUCGACCAGAAGAAAUUCAAGAAAAAGGAUCAAGGAUUCCUGGGUGUCAUCAACAUCCGCAUCGGAGACAUCAUCGAACUAGCUGCCGAUGCCGACGACCAGAUGCUCACACGAGACUUGAAAAAGUCGACCGACAAUUUGGUGGUUCAUGGCAAGCUGAUUGUAAACCUGUCGACCAACUUAACAACCCCGGCACGGGGUCAGCAACAACUUGCUAUACCGCAUCGACCAGCGGUAGGAACCCCCCAGCCGUCUUCAGCAUCAUCACUGGCGGCAGGAACUGUCGAUAACAGACCGAACUCGGCCAUGGGUGGAUCCAACGGCUCUACGCAUUCACCACAACCCGCACAUCGCCCUGUUAGCAUGAAUGCUACACCCACAGUACCUCAGAAUGGCGCUUCCACACAGAACCGGAAUAGUAGUGCCAUGAGCCCGUUCGAGGAUGCGCAGGGUCGUUUGCCAGCUGGGUGGGAGAGGAGGGAGGAUAAUCUGGGAAGAACGUAUUACGUGGAUCAUAACACUCGCACGACGAGCUGGAAUAGGCCUACCGCGGCUGGCGGUGCUGCGGAGUCACGGAACGCUCAGGAAGCUGCCACUCAGGUCGAACGACAGCGCCACCAGAACCGCACACUACCCGAGGAUCGCACGGGUGCAAACUCGCCGACUUUGCAGCAGCAGCAACAGCAGCAGCAGCAGGCCGCUGCACAGGCAGCCAACAACCAAACCAUGAUGCAUACGGGUGCCACUAGUCCCGGUACUGGGGAGUUGCCGCCUGGUUGGGAACAAAGGUUUACUCCCGAGGGCCGACCUUACUUUGUCGACCAUAACACCAGGACCACAACCUGGGUUGACCCUCGCCGGCAGCAGUACAUAAGGAUGUACGGUGGCCAGAACAAUGCCAAUGGUACUAUUCAGCAGCAGCCCGUCUCACAACUGGGUCCAUUGCCGAGCGGAUGGGAAAUGCGGUUGACCAACACCGCAAGGGUCUACUUUGUGGACCAUAACACUAAGACCACGACGUGGGACGACCCCAGGUUACCGUCAUCUCUGGACCAGAACGUCCCGCAGUACAAGCGUGACUUUAGGAGGAAGCUCAUUUACUUCCGCUCACAACCUGCUAUGCGGAUACUUCAGGGCCAGUGCCACAUCAAGGUGCGGCGUUCUCACAUUUUCGAGGACUCUUUUGCGGAGAUAUCUCGCCAGUCGGCAACAGACCUGAAGAAGAGGUUGAUGAUCAAGUUCGAUGGAGAAGAUGGUUUGGACUAUGGUGGUCUCUCGAGAGAGUUCUUUUUCUUGCUCUCACACGAGAUGUUCAAUCCUUUCUACUGCCUGUUCGAGUACUCAGCACACGACAACUACACCCUGCAGAUUAAUCCCCACUCUGGCAUCAACCCAGAGCAUCUCAACUAUUUCAAGUUUAUAGGGCGUGUUGUUGGGUUGGCUAUCUUCCACCGAAGAUUCCUCGACGCCUUCUUCAUCGGCGCGCUUUACAAGAUGGUUCUGGGCAAGUCUGUAGCCUUGCCCGACAUGGAGGGUGUCGAUGCCGAUUUCCACCGGUCUCUACAAUGGAUGUUGGACAACGAUAUCUCGGGUGGCAUUUUGGAACAAACCUUUUCCACUGAGGAUGAGCGAUUCGGCGUCAUAACCGUCGAAGACUUGAUCCCGAACGGAAGAAAUAUUGACGUCACAAACGAGAACAAGAAGGAGUACGUUGACCUGAUGGUCAAGUGGAGGAUUGAGAAGCGUAUUGCGGAGCAGUUUGAGGCGUUCAAGACGGGUUUCCAUGAACUGAUCCCUCAGGACUUGAUCAACGUUUUUGACGAGCGCGAACUCGAACUGCUGAUUGGUGGAAUUGCAGAAAUCGAUGUGGAUGACUGGAAAAAGCACACGGACUACCGAGGAUACACCGAGCAGGACGAGGUUAUCCAGUUCUUCUGGCAGACCGUACGAUCAUGGGAUGGCGAGCAGAAGUCACGUCUUCUGCAAUUCACUACUGGUACAUCCCGUAUCCCGGUGAACGGUUUUAAGGAUCUGCAGGGAAGCGAUGGACCGCGGCGCUUCACGAUCGAAAAGGCGGGCGAGAUCAACAACCUCCCCAAGGCACACACUUGCUUCAACCGCUUGGACCUUCCUCCAUAUAAAUCACUGGAGAUGCUCCAGCAAAAGAUGACUAUUGCUGUUGAGGAGACGAUGGGUUUCGGUCAGGAGUAGUGUUAGUCGAUACUUUACUUGUCUCCUUGUAUGUGUAUAGAAGCCAGGAGCGCAAGACAGGAUGGGAACGGAGGAAUGUUACACAACAGUCUUUUUUUCUUUCUCUUCUCGUUUUCUUUUUUAUUAUCCGAAACAUAUUUAUCCGAACAGCGCCUUGGGACUGUCGGUUUAUUGGACAGCACUCGUUGAAUUUCCUUAGUGAAGAAUCAGCUUACAUUAAUAACGAUUUAAGUGUGCCUGCUUACCAGGCAUAUUGAGUCACUAAUUUUUGAUGUUGAAAGAAUUCGUCCGUUGGUG
Molecule: messenger RNA, 3332 nt
Organism: Pyricularia oryzae 70-15
Lineage: Eukaryota; Fungi; Ascomycota; Sordariomycetes; Magnaporthales; Pyriculariaceae
Product: E3 ubiquitin-protein ligase hulA
Exons: 7
Coding region: 585-3035 (816 amino acids)
Biological process (GO): ubiquitin-dependent protein catabolic process
Molecular function (GO): ubiquitin protein ligase activity; protein binding
Source: RefSeq, a predicted model, not a curated record